Diuraphis noxia (Russian wheat aphid) is the source of this 807-nucleotide messenger RNA. RefSeq lists its product as uncharacterized. The record is from RefSeq and is a predicted model, not a curated record. NCBI's taxonomy places the organism in Eukaryota, Metazoa, Arthropoda, Insecta, Hemiptera, Aphididae.
AUGUUAGACUAUAAUGUUUUCUCUGAACUACAGGCAAAUUGUAAGUAUCUCUCGAAGUCGAUUUACCACGCGUAUAUUGAAAAAGCAUUGUCCAGCUAUCCACAUAGUUUCUGGAAAUAUGCACGUGAUCUUAAACAGCAUCCUGAAAUUCCAGUUUCAGAAUGCUUUGGCAAUCAUUCGUCAAACAAUCCUUCCGAAUCUGCUAACCUUUUCUCUGACUACUUUAAAUCAUUCUUUGGUACUUCUACCCCAAACCAGUCCCAUUCAAAUAGCCCUUAUAGCCUGCCAUUUGAUCUCCUAUCAGAUUUCAAAUUCUCACCGGAGAAUAUUUUUUCAACGCUAUCUACCCUGUGCAAUAAAACCUCCACAGAUCCGGAUGUAAUUCCGGCCAUUUUUCUUUUCAAUUGUCGUUUGUCUAUCUAUAUUCCGUUGUUCCUUUUGUUUAGAAGGUCUCUGGAUGAAUGUACGUUCCCUAAUAUCUGGAAAAUCUGUUCUGCAACUCCUGUUUUGAAAUCUGGUGAUGCUUCGGACGUCACUAAUUACAGACCAAUAUCAAUAAUCUCACAUAUUGCCAAGGUAUUUGAAUCUGUUGUUUAUCAUUGUAUUAAACGUAGCCUUAAUUAUAUAUUAAUUGAUGAACAGCAUGGUUUCAGGCCAAGUAAACCUACUUGUACAAAUGGUGUUUCCUUUCUAUCAUACAUUAUUGAGAAUAUUGAUUCUGGUUCUCAAAUAGACGUCAUAAUCACUGAUUUCAAAAAAGCAUUCGAUACGGUCCACCAUGAACAGCUUAUUUACGAAUUAGUCUAG